UGGGGUAGAUUUGAUAACAUAUUUUCAUCACUGAAAAACAAAUACAGUAUAUGGACUCACAUUGUGCAUAAUUGCAUAGGAAAGUUCAUCAGAAAGUUGCGAAAGGUUGGUUGUUUACUCUGGGCCUGAAAAUGACCGUCAUAAUAUAGAAGGUUCCCAGCAGUUGCCCUGGGCUUUACACUUCCAAGCUUCUUGGGAUUGUUUGGACAGAAAGAAGAGGAAGAAGAUCCUGUCAUUAUGUCAAUGAAGAGAGCGAAAUUAAGUCAGAUGAGAGAUGAUCUUGUUGGGGCAGAGCGAUACUAUCAUGAGGCCUUGGCACAGGUGAACCAAAAAAGAGCAGCCAAUAACAUAACCGAAAAAGACUUUUUGUUUGCUGUUACGAAUAUAAAUGAUUGUUUGGCAGAGCUUGCUCUGGUUCAAGGACAGUUAGACACAGCAGACAGGUUGUAUAAAGAGGUCAUGAAAGGUUGCCUACAAAUUGGGUUGGAGCAGACUGAUAAUGCUAUCGUGGAGUUGUCUAUAAAGCUGGCAAGUAUCUAUGCCAUGCAGAACAAAAUGGCUGAAGCUAGAUUGGGGUUUCAGCAUGCUAUACAGACACAGGAAAAGAAAAUGAUGGAGACAGAGAAUCCAGAUGAAAAUACAAAAGCUCUUCUUGGGCUUGCAUUGGAGUCAUUUUCCCGGUUCCUUAUGGUGCACAAGGAGUAUGAUGCGGCAGAAAAAUAUCUAACGAAGUCAUACGAUUUAGCAAAAGAAGUUCUGGGAGAGGAGCAUCCACAGACAUUAGUAAUUCUGAACGAUCUCGCCACAAUUGAUAUUAUUAAAAAGAAAUACAGCAAAGCCGAGGCGGCUGUGAAAAAGGCUAUAGCAGUCGGUGAACGUGUGAAGUCACCAGACGUGGCCUCAUUCUACUGUAACCUAGGGGCAGUUCAUUUGAGGCAAGAUCUUCACUUGGAGGCCAAAGCAGUGUGCACCAAAGCCAGAUCAAUGGCCGUGAAGGCCGGAGAUGAUGCUGCCAAAGUACACGCAGAACGAUGUCUCAGAAAGGUGAAAGAAGUUGAGGAAAAACAACAGAAACAAAAAGCUUGAUAGAAUGUGAAGAGAGGCUAUUCUCACUUUGUACAGAAAUUUUGUGCCCUUAAGUGAUGUCAUUUGUUACAUAGCGCUGUGAUACAGGCCAUACAUGUGCCUGGUUAGAGAGAAAAAUAUCUAUAAGACAUCUUCAUGAAAAUGAUGUGUGGUUAAAAACAGUAUUUGAAUUCUUAAAAUUUUUAUGGAGAAAUGGUUUGUUUUAGUCUUUUAUAUGGAAUGUUAAAGUUAACCAUAAACAUUUUUUAUUACACUGCUAUAAGUACAUGUAUAUACAAUGCUCUCUUGAUUGUUCAUCUUGUUUAAUAUGACAUAUGAGGAAGAAAAUGUUGUAUGAAAUCACAAUUAGAACACUGAUUAUACAUGUUCACCUACAUGUAUUUAUGAUGUUACAAAUCACACGGAAACACAAGUAGUGGUGGGGGGGAAUUUGACUCAGCUCUAUGCUGGUACCAAUUCCACGAAGCCAUUUCUGACGCAAGUCCAAAUUUACAAGAUGAUUUUAGAAUUUAUAUUUGAGCCGUAUAAGUUAAAAUUUUGACCACAUGGCCAGUAUUAUCUUAAAACACUCCCGUCAAAGGGCUUUGUGGAAUCGGCCUCAGGACUUUAUGAUCAAAUGGACAUACAGGAUGGUGGUUCAAUCCCAGCCAGGGAACCAGGAAGUUUCAAGAUUCCCUUGCAUCUGGUGUUUCCAGGGCCUUGUCAACAGCACAUUGUGUAGGGUCAUUUUGUGGUCUUAAAUUCACGUGUCCACCGUCCACAUGGCAUACACGAACAGUAACACAAUAUUAGGGAGCGUUUGACCUCAAAAACGCCAGAUGUUGAAACCCGCCUUUUUAGAACCCGGUGGCAGACCUAUCAUCCUCUAAGUAAAGCCGACUCUGCAGGGAAAAAUCUGUUUGCCAGA
Messenger RNA from Liolophura sinensis, 1993 nucleotides. Its product is annotated as tetratricopeptide repeat protein 19, mitochondrial-like. Gene Ontology annotation, biological process: mitochondrial respiratory chain complex III assembly. The record is from RefSeq and is a predicted model, not a curated record. Gene Ontology annotation, molecular function: protein binding. Gene Ontology annotation, cellular component: mitochondrial inner membrane. The transcript has 2 exons. Lineage: Eukaryota; Metazoa; Mollusca; Polyplacophora; Chitonida; Chitonidae. The coding region runs from base 238 to 1086 and encodes 282 amino acids.